Aspergillus aculeatinus CBS 121060 is the source of this 618-nucleotide messenger RNA. It is a transcript of the gene arp1, whose product is annotated as scytalone dehydratase arp1. The transcript is spliced from 4 exons. The record is from RefSeq and is a predicted model, not a curated record. Gene Ontology annotation, biological process: melanin metabolic process. Gene Ontology annotation, molecular function: scytalone dehydratase activity. NCBI's taxonomy places the organism in Eukaryota, Fungi, Ascomycota, Eurotiomycetes, Eurotiales, Aspergillaceae. Bases 1 to 618 code for a protein of 205 amino acids.
AUGGCGACAAACAAUCUAUCCAUUUCCUUCGAGGACUACCUUCAGCUCGAGAAAUGCGCCUUCAACUGGGGCGACAGCUACGAUGCCAAAGAUUGGGACCGUCUCCGGGCCAUCAUCGCGCCAACCCUAAGAAUCGACUACCGCCUGGUGAUGGACGACCGCUGGUUCUGGCCCGAGAUGCAGGCGGACGACUUCCUGGCCAUGAUCUCCUCCGAGGGGUUCCUGGGCGACCCCUGCGUGAAGACGCAGCACCUGCUGGGGGCGCACUGGUGGGAGCGCGUCUCCGAGACCGAAGUCAUCGGCCAUCACCAGCUGCGCGCCGCCCACUUGCGCUACACCGACGCCACGCGCUCCACCGUCAGCAAGCGCGGCCACGGCCACGCCACCAACACCCACUACUACCGCAAGGUCGACGGCCAGUGGAAGUUCGCCGGCAUCCGGCCCCUCGUCCGCUGGAAUGAGUGGGACUUCGAGCACAUCUUCCGCGGCUUGGAGUUUCCGGACGAGACGACGACGACGGCCUCUAGCAGCGGGGAGGGUAAGCAGCGGAAGCAGAAGCUGCAGUUCAAGGCGUUGCCGGCGCCGGAGGUCGGGGAUGUGGUGGAGGAGGCUGUCUAA